Messenger RNA from Alosa sapidissima (American shad), 4201 nucleotides. RefSeq names its product importin 7 (gene ipo7). NCBI's taxonomy places the organism in Eukaryota, Metazoa, Chordata, Actinopteri, Clupeiformes, Clupeidae. Gene Ontology annotation, cellular component: cytosol; nuclear envelope. Gene Ontology annotation, biological process: protein import into nucleus. The record is from RefSeq and is a predicted model, not a curated record. Gene Ontology annotation, molecular function: small GTPase binding. The coding region runs from base 142 to 3255 and encodes 1037 amino acids. The transcript has 24 exons.
AUUGGCGCUGAACUAUCCGGGCAUCUUAGUCCUUCUUCCUUUCGCGCCGGUAGCAGGAGAACCGCGCGUCCAUGUGCGCAUUGCCUGGGAUUUCAUAGAUCGUAUAAGCUACUGAAUCCGAUCCACAGCACAGCCUUUAAUAUGGAUCCUAACUCCCUGAUCGAGGCCCUACGGGGCACUAUGGACCCCAACCUCCGUGAAGCAGCGGAGAGGCAGCUGAAUGAGGGUCACUCGCAGAUGAACUUUGUGUCCACACUCCUCCAGGUCACUAUGUCCGAUCAGCUGGACCUCCCUGUCAGACAAGCAGGUGUAAUCUACCUGAAGAACAUGGUGACUCAGUACUGGAGUGAGGGUGAGAACACUGAGACACCUGUCUGCACCAUCCCUGAGGAGGACCGGCAGUUCAUCAGAGACAACAUCAUAGAGGCCAUCAUCCACUCCCCAGAGAGGAUACGGGUCCAGCUCACCACCUGCAUCCACCACAUGAUCAAGCAGGACUACCCUGGGAAGUGGACCGCAAUCGUGGACAAGAUCGCUUUCUACCUGCAGUCCGACAACAGCAGCGCCUGGCUCGGGAUCCUGCUCUGUCUCUACCAGCUGGUCAAGAACUACGAGUAUAAGAAGCCGGAGGAGCGGCAGCCCCUGGUGGCGGCGAUGCAGAUCUUCAUGCCGAUGCUGAGGGAGCGUUUCAUCCAGCUGCUCCCAGAUGCCUCCAGCGACUCUGUCCUCAUCCAGAAACAGAUCUUCAAGAUCCUCUACGCCCUCUUCCAGUAUAACUUGCCUCUGGAGCUCAUUAAUAGACAGACUCUGACCGAUUGGAUGGAGAUUCUGAAGACGGUGGUGGACAGAGACGUUCCUCCAGAGACGCUCCAGGUUGACGAGGAGGAGAGGCAGGAGCUGCCCUGGUGGAAGUGUAAGAAGUGGGCUCUGCACAUCCUGGCCCGCCUGUUUGAGAGGUACGGUAGCCCUGGAAACACCACCAAAGAGUAUGCUGAGUUUGCAGAGCUCUUCCUGAAGGGCUACGCAGUAGCCGCACAGCAGGUCCUGUUGAAGGUGCUGUACCAGUAUAAAGAGCAGCACUAUGUGGCUCCACGUGUUCUGCAACAGACACUCAACUACAUCAACCAGGGCAUUGCUCACGCUGUUACCUGGAAAAACCUCAAGCCUCACAUCCAGGGCAUCAUCCAGGACGUUGUGUUCCCCCUCAUGUGCUACACAGACAGCGACGAGGAGCUCUGGCAGGAGGACCCCUACGAGUACAUCCGCAUGAAGUUUGAUGUGUUUGAGGACUUCAUCUCCCCCACUACAGCAGCACAGACACUGCUCUUCACCGCCUGCAACAAGAGGAAGGAGGUGCUUCAGAAGACGAUGGGCUUCUGUUAUCAGAUCCUGACUGAUCCCGCCUCAGACCCCCGCAAGAAGGAUGGAGCUCUACACAUGAUCGGCUCUCUGGCCGAGAUCCUCCUCAAGAAAAAGGUCUAUAAGGACCAGAUGGAGUUCAUGUUGCAGAACCACGUCUUCCCCCUAUUCCGCAGCGAGCUGGGCUACAUGAGAGCCAGGGCGUGCUGGGUCCUGCACUACUUCUGUGAGGUGAAGUUUAAGAGUGACCAGAACCUGCAGACGGCCCUGGAGCUCACGCGACUCUGCCUCAUCAACGACAACCAGAUGCCCGUCAAGGUGGAGGCCGCCAUCGCCCUGCAGGUCCUCAUCAGCAACCAGGAGAAAGCUAAGGAGUACAUCACGCCAUUCAUCCGGCCCGUGAUGCAGGCACUGCUGCACAUCGUCCGGGAGACGGAGACCGAUGACCUCACCAGCGUCAUCCAGAAGAUGAUCUGCGAGUACAGCGAGGAGGUGACCCCUAUCGCCGUGGAGAUGACCCAGCACCUGGCCAUGACCUUUAACCAGGUCAUCCAAACGGGCCCAGACGAGGAGGGAGGCGACGACAAGGCCGUCACAGCCAUGGGCAUCCUCAACACCAUCGACACCCUGCUGAGUGUGGUGGAGGACCACAAGGAGAUCACACAGCAGCUGGAAGGCAUCUGUCUUCAGGUGAUUGGAACAGUCCUGCAACAGCACGUUCUAGAGUUCUACGAGGAGAUCCUCUCCCUGGCGCAUUCUCUCACCUGCCAGCAGGUGUCGCCACAGAUGUGGCAGCUCCUCCCACUCGUCUUCGAGGUCUUCCAGCAGGACGGCUUCGACUACUUCACAGACAUGAUGCCUCUGCUCCAUAACUACGUUACCGUGGAUACGGACACCCUGCUAUCAGACACCAAAUACCUGGAGAUCAUCUACAGCAUGUGCAAGAAGAUUCUGACGGGUGAGGCUGGUGAAGACCCAGAAUGCCAUGCUGUCAAGCUGCUGGAGGUCAUCAUCCUGCAGUGCAAAGGGCGCGGCAUCGACCAGGUGGUCCCGCUGUUCGUGGCGUCUGCUCUGGAGCGUCUGACGCGGGAGGUGAAGACUAGUGAGCUGCGCACCAUGUGUCUGCAGGUUGCCAUAGCAGCGCUCUACUAUUCCCCGCCCCUCCUGCUCAACACGCUGGAGAAUCUCCGCCUCCCCAACACCACCCAGCCAAUCACAAACCACUUCAUCACCCAGUGGCUCAAGGACGUCGACUGCUUCCUGGGGCUCCACGACCGUAAGAUGUGUGUGUUGGGGCUUUGUGCGCUGAUGGAUCUGGAGCAGCGUCCCCAGGCGGUCAGUCAAGCGGUCAGUCAGCUGUUGCCAGCGGCGAUCCUGCUGUUCAACGGCCUGAAGCGAGCGUACGCCUGCCGCGCCGAACACGAGAACCAGGACGAUGACGAUGACGAGGACGGAGAGGAAGACGAGGACAAUGCGGAGCUGGGCAGCGAUGAGGAUGACAUCGAUGAUGAAGGCCAGGAGUAUCUGGAGAUGCUGGCGAAGCAUGCGGGAGAGGACGGAGAUGAUGAAGAUUGGGAGGAAGACGACGCUGAGGAGACGGCACUGGAGGGCUACACCACCGCAGUGGACGACGAGGACAACUACGUGGACGAGUACCAGAUCUUCAAAGCCAUCUUACAGAAUCUGCAGACGCGUGACCCUGCGUGGUACCAGGCCUUGACUCAGACGCUGGACGAGGAGCAGACCAAAACCCUGCAGGACGUCAUCACACUGGCUGACCAGAGACGCGCCGCACACGAGUCGCGGAUGAUCGAGAAGCACGGCGGCUACAAGUUCAACGUCCCCGUGGUGCCCCCCACCUUCAACUUCGGCGGGACGGCUCCUGGGAUGAACUGACCCGGCCCCCGCCCCCCACCCCCUAACUCUGUGACUGAUUGUAGUGAAGUGAAAAGCUUGUGUUGUUCCCGAUCUGGUUCGGCUCACUCUUCAAUCGGACUGUCAAAUUGGCCAAAAGCCCCAGAAGAUGUAGGAGCACAACCAAACCAAACGCAACCAACGCCUGGGAGGGACUAUGGGCCGGACACACACACACACACACACACACACACACACACACACACACACACACACACACACACACACAGACACACAGACACAGACACACACACACAGACACACACAGACAUCCCCACACACUCAGACACUCCGAGACUCAACGCUCUGGACAACACUUACCCUGUGGGAGCCAGCCUUCUGGUCACCAAGCCGACAGCUCUUAGGUCUUCCCACUCCCACUCAUGGGACUAAACAGGAAACAGGAAAUGGACACCUCCCCCACCCCCCCCACCCCCCCCUGCCGACUGGCACGUUAGUUUUUUUCUACAUCGCCCCCUGUCUCAUAUCUGGUGUAAAUAGCAGCUGGGGGGUUGUCACGGCGACGUGAGGAGCCGGAUUGGUGUACACGACUGACUAGCACUUUCAUACGUUCAGGUCUCUUGCACUCCCACGCAGCCCGCGGCAGGUUUUUAACCCAUCCAUCUGAUUGAUUGGCGCGAUUGAAAGGCACAUUAGCUGAGGCCGAGUCCGGCCGAGACCUGGUCAGUGCCGCCAGGACACGUGCAGGGUUCCACACACACGGCUGAGGUUCUGCGGAGAGCCCGACAGUGCUGGGUUCCACACACACGGCUGAGGUUCUGCGGAGAGCCGACAGUACUGGGGGCUGCAGCUCAUGGGUUCUUCAUUGAAGCAUGUACUGUUGGACUUGAUCGUGAAGCUCUCAAGCUUUUGGUUGAUGUAUGGAUGAACCAUCUAUAUAUACAACAUAUUAAAACAUUACGCUGGA